Molecule: messenger RNA, 1890 nt
Organism: Talaromyces rugulosus
Lineage: Eukaryota; Fungi; Ascomycota; Eurotiomycetes; Eurotiales; Trichocomaceae
Exons: 1
Coding region: 1-1890 (629 amino acids)
Biological process (GO): DNA-templated transcription
Molecular function (GO): DNA binding; zinc ion binding
Source: RefSeq, a predicted model, not a curated record
AUGGCGCCAACAGAGAACCAGCACUUCGGCGUUAAUAUGUCCAGCUUGGAAUUUGCCCGCAGCGUAUUUGGUGACGAAGAAGACAUCGGUCGUUCUCUGACCUGUGGCUCAAUCCCCGGUGAUAUAGAGUCUGUCAUUUUGGACAGCAGUAGUCCUUGGCGCUUGAAAGAUCUGGAACUGCCACCUGAGCCGAUUAUGCCUCUCCUGAUCGAGGCGUACUUCCGCCGCUUCCACUGGUACAUUCUUCUUUUCCACGAACACUCGUUCUGGAACAACACUUACAAGGUGUACUGUCAACCGACUUGGCGGCGGCGGGAUCUAUCCGAUGUAGUCACUGUUCUAAUUGUCGCGGCCCUUGGCCUUCAGUCAGUGUUGCAGGACUGUAAUUGGCAUGGACACAAUACUUUUCGAAUUCAUUCCAUCAACCAUCGUCAAUUACUACUAGACCUGGUUAGUGAGGUGCGUCUUCAUCUGAUCGACCUCCAAGCCAACCCCCGCAUUGAGGCGGUACAGGUCAGCAUUCUGCUCUCAUGUUUUUAUAUGUUCCACAAUUCUCCAAGUCUGGCUUGGAGCACAUCAGGAAUGGCUGUAAGAGCAGCCUACGCUCUCGCGUUGCAUGCCAAAGCUCCGGUUAGUCAAGACCGGAUUGCGGCCCAAGUCCGCUACCGAUGCUGGAACCAUAUCACAGUUGGCGACGGUUUCGUUACAAUGGUCUACGGAAGACCGGCCUCCGUCGAUGCAGCAUUUGCAGACCUACAUGAGCUUGAGCAGACUGAUGAUCUUACCAUUCUUCCUGCCCUACUAAACCUUACGGGGUUUAGUGAAUGUAGCAAUAUUACCUCAAAAGUGACUUUCCAUCAGAUGAAAUUUAGGCUCUAUGAUAUUAUCCGACAGGCCUUGAAUCGCUUCCGGCUUCUCCGGCCUAGUCAGCCGAUCACAAAUGAUGAUUUGGUAGCAAUUUCACAAGCGAUAAAAGACGUAGAGGCUUCUCUAGCCCGGUGGCGUGAAGAGCUUCCUUAUCUGUACAAUUUUGAGUAUUGGAGCGAGGCGGAUCGAUGGGCGCGACUGGAGUACUCGCUGCAGGAUCGGCCUGCAGAUAUCCAAGAGCAUGCGGAAAUAAUUAUUCUCCAAGCAGCCAUGCUGCAAUUGCUAUAUGAUGGUGCAGUCAUCCUCACCCAUAGGCCUUUACUAAAAUGUCAAGCGAACACAAUGCCUUUCUCCGGCUUUAUGGUUGAUUUGAUGCAAAAAUCAUUGGAUGCUGUUAUACGUGCAGCUCUUCGUAUGUCGUCCUUUCCGGUUCACAAGUUUGAGAAGCAUUUUGUGGUUUCUAUAGUCUUGCACUACCUCUUCAUGGCAGGCGUGAUCCUGUGUAUCGUUCCCACCAGUCAGCCAUUCACCAAUACUGCCCAGGAGGCAAAAUCUGGAGUUGUGAGGAUAAUACGUGCUAGUCGAACCAUGGCCCAGCAUAACCGCAUUGCAAGACAAACUGAUAUGUUACUUACCGAGCUAUUGAAAAUAGCAGUCCAGCGAGAAACAGUGGAGGCUUUGAAUACCUCGGUGGCUGGGUAUCAGUGGAACGAGGCGGAACCCCUCUUGGAAUCAGAAAUGUGGAUGACCAAGGACGCUCAGCUCCCUUUGGAAGGUCCAAGACAAGUUUCGCAAGCCAACACUGCGCUAUAUCAACCGGAUAAAGGGUUGAUUCACUCAGAGUUUAGCAUGGAUAUACCUGAGCUACUUCAAUCUUACCAUACACUUGACAGAGGAGCAGCAAGGGACGAGCUAUCAGAUCAGAGCAUGUUACCGAGUGCGCUGUUGCCACUGGAUCCUCAUUCGGUUUUUGUUUCUGAACAGUUAGAUGAUAUAUUUGGUAGUCUGCAGUCCUCCUAUUGA